This is a messenger RNA of Rotaria sordida, 338 nucleotides long. NCBI's taxonomy places the organism in Eukaryota, Metazoa, Rotifera, Eurotatoria, Philodinida, Philodinidae. The record is from the annotation of a GenBank genome assembly.
CUGAAUAUUGUGGAGAAAUUGUAACACAAGAUGAAGGUGAAUUACGUGGACGAAUGUAUGAUACAAUUGGUACAAGUUUUUUAUUUGAUCUCAAUGAAGAAUAUAUGGUUGAUGCAACACGUCGUGGAAAUAAAAUACGUUUUGCUAAUCAUUCAAUAAAUCCAAAUUGUUAUGCUAAAGUUAUACGAGUUAAUGGUGAUCAUAGAAUUGGAAUUUAUUCAAAACGUUGUAUAACAGCUGGAGAAGAAUUAUUUUUUGAUUAUCGUUAUGGAGCCAAUCAUCAUUUACGUUUUGUUGGUGUAGAAAAAAAUACAUUGGGAGAUCAAAUUGAUAUCUAA